Messenger RNA from Parathielavia appendiculata, 1569 nucleotides. Its product is annotated as cytochrome P450. Gene Ontology annotation, molecular function: monooxygenase activity; heme binding; oxidoreductase activity, acting on paired donors, with incorporation or reduction of molecular oxygen. Bases 1 to 1569 code for a protein of 522 amino acids. The transcript is spliced from 3 exons. NCBI's taxonomy places the organism in Eukaryota, Fungi, Ascomycota, Sordariomycetes, Sordariales, Chaetomiaceae. The record is from RefSeq and is a predicted model, not a curated record.
AUGGGCGUCCUCAAGACCGACGACCGGGAUCGGUGGGCCCAAACCAUCCUUGGUGUCGCGCUGGCCUUCCUCACCACUCACUGGGCCGCCAUCCUGCUCUCCUCCCUCGUCCUCCGCGCCGUUUACAAACGCUAUGCCUCGCCGCUCCGAAAAUACCCCGGCCCCUUCCUAGCCUCCAUGACCCGCCUCUGGAAAGUCAAAUCCACCGCCUCGGGCAGCACGCACCUGGAGCACAUCGCGCUGCACCGCAAAUACGGCCCCGUGGUGCGCAUCGCGCCCGACGAGGUGUCCAUCUCAUCACCCGAGGCCGCGCGCAGCCUGCUGAGCGCGGGCAAGCGCUUCUUCAAGACGCCCUUCUACGGCGUGUUCCCGCCGCCCGAGAACCCGGACAUUUUCACCGAGACGCGCGAGGACGUGCACGCCAUGAAGAAGCGCGUCGCCAACGUGCCAUACGGCAUGGCGGCCAUGCAGCAGCUCAGCCCGUUUAUUAAUGACACAAUUGAAUUGUUGAUGAGGAAGAUUGAUGAGCAUAUUGCGGCGGGCAGGGGUGUGUUUGAUCUGGGGGAUUAUUUGCAUUUCUUUGCGUUUGAUGUGCUCGGCGAGGUGGCGUUUAGCAGGAGCUUUGGGUUCCUGGCUGAGGGGAGGGAUGUGGAUAAUGCAAUCAAGACGAUUGACAAGUCGCAGACGUAUAACGGAAUUGUUGGGCAGGUGCCCGAGUUGGAUCACCUUCUGAGGCGGAACCCGCUGUGGCAGUUUAUCCCGUGGCUGAGCACCAAGAACGCGCUGAUUACGAGGAUGGCGCUCGAGGAGAUGGCUCGGCGGCAGCCGUUUGAUAAGGACAAUGGCGGGUUGUUGAGGAGCGGCGAUGGGAGGCAGGAUCUGAUGGCGAGCUUGAUCCAGGGGCAUCUCAAGGACCCGGAGAGAUUCAGGGAGGGGGAUGUGUUUGCGGUAGCGCACGGUGCCAUCUUCGCCGGCUCCGACUCGACCGCCUCGACCAUGCAGUCCUUCUUCUGGCACAUCCUCGACGACAAGCGCGUCUACCCGGCUAUCCUGCGUGAGCUCGAAGACGCCGUCCGCACGGGCACCAUCCCCGCCGACGGCAACCUCACCUGGAACCAGUCGCAGAACCUGCCCUACCUGCAGGCCUGCCUCAAGGAGGCCAUGCGCGUGCGACCCGCCGUCGGCCUCAACAUCACCCGGCUUGUCCCGCCCGAGGGCGCAGAAUUGGACGGUCACUUUUUCCCCGGCGGAACGUCCAUUGCAUGCAACGGGUGGGUACUGCAUCGGGACAAGGAGAUAUUUGGGCAGGAUGCGGACGACUUUAGGCCGGAGCGGUGGCUGGAGGACGAGGAGAGGGCCAGGAAGAUGGAAAGGUACAUGUUCCAGUUUGGCGGUGGCAGCCACUUGUGCAUAGGCAGGAACCUGGCACUGCUCGAGAUCAACAAGGUCGUGCCGAGGUUACUGCGCGACUACCGGUUCGAGCUAGCCCACCCCGGGCGGCCGCUCGAGGCCAACGCCUCGUUCUUUGUCGUGCAGUCGGGACUGGAGGUGUACGUCAAGAAGACGUAG